Pezoporus flaviventris is the source of this 2880-nucleotide messenger RNA. RefSeq names its product F-box protein 32 (gene FBXO32). Gene Ontology annotation, molecular function: protein binding. The transcript is spliced from 9 exons. Gene Ontology annotation, cellular component: cytoplasm; nucleus; SCF ubiquitin ligase complex. The record is from RefSeq and is a predicted model, not a curated record. Lineage: Eukaryota; Metazoa; Chordata; Aves; Psittaciformes; Psittacidae. Gene Ontology annotation, biological process: protein ubiquitination. Bases 12 to 1079 code for a protein of 355 amino acids.
GUCUCGCCGCCAUGCCGUUCCUGGGGCAGGACUGGCGGUCCCCCGGGCAGAGCUGGGUGAAGACGGCUGACGGAUGGACGCGCUUCCUCGACGAGAAGAGCGGCGGCUUCGUCGGCGACAUCAGCAGCUUUUGCAAGAAGGAUGAUCACAACAAAGAGAAUCUCUUCAACAGCCUGAACUAUGAUGUUGCUGCCAAGAAGAGAAAAAAAGACCUGCUGAAUAACAAAGCCAAGAUUCAAUAUUUCCACCAGGAGAAGUGGAUCUAUGUUCACAAGGGGAGCACAAAAGAGCGCCAUGGUUACUGCACCUUGGGGGAAGCCUUCAACCGACUUGACUUCUCCAGUGCUAUCCUGGACUCCAGGAGAUUCAACUAUGUUGUGAGGCUGCUGGAGCUGAUAGCGAAGUCUCAGCUGACGUCACUGAGCGGCAUUGCCCAGAAGAACUACAUGAACAUUUUGGAGAAAGUGGUGCAGAAAGUCCUUGAAGAUCAGCAGAACAUCAGGCUAAUACGGGAAUUGCUGCAGACCCUCUAUACAUCUCUCUGCACGUUAGUUCAACGGGUCGGGAAGUCUGUCCUGGUUGGAAACAUCAACAUGUGGGUGCACAGGAUGGAGAGUAUUCUCCACUGGCAGCAGCAACUGAACAACAUUCAGAUCACCAGGCCUGCCUUUAAAGGAACCACUUUCACAGACCUACCAUUGUGUUUACAAUUGAACAUCAUGCAGCGACUGAGUGAUGGGAGAGACCUGGUUAGCCUUGGUCAGGUGGCUCCUGACCUGCAAGUGCUCAGCGAAGACCGGCUGCUGUGGAAGAAGCUCUGCCAGUACCACUUCACAGACAGACAGAUUCGCAAACGGCUAAUCUUAUCUGACAAAGGGCAGUUGGAUUGGAAAAAGAUGUACUUCAAGCUCAUAAGGUGUUACCCACGGAAGGAGCAGUAUGGUGACACGCUGCAGCUCUGCAGGCACUGCCACAUCCUCUCCUGGAAGGGCACUGAUCACCCCUGCACAGCCAACAACCCGGAGACUUGCUCCACCUCACUUUCGCCGCAAGACUUUAUCAACUUGUUCAGGUUUUGAACUUGGGUCACCGCAGCUUAUGCGAUUCUUACAGGACACUUUAUGCCACUGAGCUUGGACACUCCAUUUGUAAAUAGUGUAAAUAUUCAUGUCUGUUUUGAAGCUCCUGAGUCAAGGAACAAGAGGAUCUCGGAGAUGAAAGGUGAAGUUGCUCACUGACGCACAGCACUUAAGGAAUACAGACUUCCAUAGGACUGGUGUAUAAACGCAGCACGUUGUACAGAGUCCCUUUUUUUAUGAUCAGAGUACAAGAUACAGGGCAAAAAAAAAUUCAUGUUCUUGUUUUUAGAAGUUAAAAAUGAAAUUGCCCCUCAACCAUUUGAGAACUCUUUUGGUUUGUUUCUCAUAGAGAGAAAGCAAUACGAGGCUAGGACUGUUGAACUGUUCCUCCAUCUGGUUUUAUUUAGCAUACAUAUUUAUAAAUAUGAUGUUUUAAAACUAUGAAAAAUAUCCCUGUGACAACUUUAACUUUUGUUUUUAAAGGACACAUUCUGAAAUGCAUGGAACUCUAGCCUACUUGUGAGAGAGAAUGGCAACAUACUACUUUCUACCUCUAAUAGAUUGAGUACCUUUCAGACAAGAAUCCAGUGUACAAUGUGAACUUUUGUAUUUUGUACAAUGAUUUAAAGGGAAAUGUUUGUGAUAGUAAGCAUCUUUUCUUGUAUUAAUGCUUACCUCUUUACAUUAGUUAUCUUGCUCUGUGCUUGAAUGCCUAGAUGAUAGGCACCAUAUAAAUACCUAAGACUUUACUCCAUCCUCUUUUAAUUUGUUGGGUUUAUGAAAGACUAAGCAAAAGGGGAAAGUGAAGCCACAAGGAUGAAGAUUAUCUAAAAGGGAGGAAGUUCUAUUAUAGAGAAACAAAGGACUGGAUUUAAUCUCAUCAUGUAAAGACUUAUCAACUCCACUAGGUUAAUUACACUGGUUGAAAUCCCAAGUGAGGUUAGAAUCUGGUUCUUCAAGCCCAUGUUUUCCAACACUGCUCUGUAUUCCCACUGCUGUCAAGUGAAUUCAGUCAUCUUGGGGCAGGUAAAAUACAGGGAGAACUGGACCAUCCAAUCUAGUGAAAUUAUGCGGUUUUUAGUCACUUGAGGACUGACAGCAUCAUUUAAGACUACUGGAGUUUAGGGUGAUGAGCGAGACAGCAUAGAAUCAUAGAAUAGUUUGGGUUGGAAGGGACCUUCAGAAGUCAUCUGGUCCAACCCCCAUGAAGAAACUGGUCAGCAUUUUCCUAAAAACAGCAGUCAAGACUGGGGUAAUCAAGGGAUUUCCAGCAUGGCACUUGGCAUCUUUGCUACUCACACAGAGAAAUAACCAAAGACCCAGCCUAAUCCCUUCCACUUCCAGUGCUGAGCUGCUUUAUGGGAUCAUCUAACACCAGCCUAGAGCUAAACUUUCAAUCCUAUGGAGUAAGUGGCCAAACUGACUUCACUGUGGCCAUGAUCUGGCUCAACAUCUCCUCUGUUGCACGCAAUGCUUCACUCUUCCCUAGAGUGGAUCUCGAAGCAUCCAGCUCAUAUCUAACAAGGUAUGGAAGGGUUUUGCUGUUUGCCAGUAGAUUUCCUGUAUAGCACUUUCUCUGUGCUGAUGUAAGCAGAAUACCUUGGAAGGGUAAACAUUUAUGUGACUAUGUACAAAGAACUGUGAGGAAGUGGAGUACUCAGGACAAUUCAGGAAGAACUACUUGAGUUAAUUAUUGUUAACUAUUCUGUUCCUUUUUUUACAUUUUUAUAACUGACUUUCCACACUUUUCUGGAGCUGUUUAUAUUAAAAAUUGACAGUAUUUGCAUUUUUGCAAACUAAA